UAUGUUAGCAUUCGAAAUUUCGCGAAUAUUGUAAAGGCAUCUGCGAGAAAGCGAAUGCGUGCGCAUGAUUCAUUCUCGAAUGGCUCGCUGUGAAUGCGGCCACGCGUGAUCGUGCGUGUCGUUCGAGCAAUCGCAAUGGUUGCAAUGGCAGUACGGAACUUGCUCGAUGAUCGCGGAGGAAAGGAAUCGACGGACGCAGAUGCAACCAUGUCUGAUUAAUACAUGAAACAUAUUGCGAUUUCGCUGCGCUAUUUCGCAUUCCGAGGUGUAUUCGCAGCUCCGAGUUUCUGGAAACACCGUUUUUCUCGAUAUGAAUAGCAAGAGAAAUAUACGGCGCAUUUAAUUAAACAUUCGGGCGGCCACGAGCGCUUGUACGUUACUGCGCUGUCAUCGAGGAAGGGCCCGAGACACCGUGUGUCACUCGCGCGAGCCUUGGCACGCGUGGCUGCGACAGUGGUGGUGGCAAACGAAGGCGACGAGGAGAGACGAUGCCCGUCGUGCGUCUUUGUGUGCCGCGCGAGUGCGAGAGACCUGCAGUGUCCCGUUGCGGGCUGGUCCGUGUUGUUCUCUCUUGCGCUGUUGAUGUGUUGGUAUCGUCAUAGCUAGUGCACAGAAGCGAGAGAGAAGGAGAGAUAGGAUUGACGGUGUGUGUACGUGAGAAACCGUCAUUCGCUCUACAGUUCUCUGUGUCAUGCCAUCGGAGCUGAAAAUAGACAAAUGAGCGACGAACUCAUCGUGCCUGUCGUCGGUGAUAGUUCCUGGUGCGUGUUCCUCGACGAUGUUUUCGCAUUGCUAAGAGCGUAGACUACUGGACAAGCAAUCACUUCGCGCUGCCAUCAUCUUCGAGAGAAGGAGGGAGAGAGAGAGAGAAAGAAAGAGAGAGAGAGAGAGAAAUGGAGGUGCUCAAGACGUCGUCCACGUCCCAAGAAAUCGUUCACGAAGGAUGGCUCAUCAAAUCGCCGCCCUCAAAGCUAUUUAGAGCGCGAUGGAGAAAGCGAUGGUUUGCUCUUCGUCACAGCGGCGAAUUGCCUGGUCAAUACUUUCUGGAGUAUUACACAGACAGACGCUGCCGUAAACUCAAAGGUCGUAUCGACCUGGAUCAAUGCGAACAGGUGGACGCGGGUCUCCGAUUCGAAAACCGCAAACAGAAGUACCAGUAUAUGUUCAAUGUUAAGACUCCUAAACGAAUUUAUUAUUUAGUAGCUGAGAAUGAAGCGGAUAUGAACAAGUGGGUGGACGCGGUGUGUCAAGUUUGCGGUCUGAAAGCGUACACUCAAGAUGAAGAACAACAAAUAUUUCAAUACGAGUCUCAGGAGUCUCCGCCAACCUCGCCCACCAGCACGAUCUCCGGUCCGUACAUUCCUAUUAGCGAAUGCAUUUCCGGUCGUCGACUCAAUGACACUAGCUCCUUGAAUUCCAUCCUUGGACAGGGUCCUGAGCACUACGACGCUCCGAGAAGAUUAGCACCCUCGCCACCCCGGUCGCCCACGACGACAGAUGCUGAAAGCGUUUUCACUGACGACGAAUGGACGACGCCUGUGCCCAGCGCAAAUUGGGAUACGCUUCCUUCGACGGGCGAUUCACGGCCAUCUCACGGCGCGGACGCCGAAAUUGGUUCGUGGAGUGUGAAAAAACGCUUCGGCAAACUGAGAAUCGUCGAUUCUGCGAUACCGCCGGCAAUAGAAAAGUUACCAGUCCCGCCUAGACCACCGAAACCGCCUCACAUGCUGCCCGAGAACCCCGGUCACAAUUAUUUGAACCUGGACGGUGCCACCGAGAGCUCGAAACCUACCACUCCAGCGACGCCGGCUCCGACAACGCCCGUCGCUACAACAGCUGCAGCAGGCGCCGUGACCGACGAGUCGUACGACUUUCCUAGAUCUCAUCAACCGCAAACGGCGGCUGAGAGCAACGCGGCGAUUGAUCAAUCGUCGAAGCACUUGUACUCGAACGCUGCGCCGAGCACCGUCAGCGAUGAAACCACGCAAAAUGUAUUCCGCUACGAUUUUCACGAAGACGAGCCGCCGAGUCCGCGCUCCGAGAGUUCGACUACAGCGACAUAUUCGAAUCUACCAAGCCCUCUCGUGCGGGAUAGCUCGAGCGCCGUGCCGACCACUAUGGCGCCUCCUCCUCCGAUGGUGUACAGAGAGCUGAAGCCGGGAAGAAAGACCAGCGAUUCAAUGUCCGUCAUCAGCAACGAGCCGUCUCCGAGUCCGACAAUAGCGGUGCACGAAGUGAGUUCAGCCGAGCAUUCUCCGGCCGAACCGCCGAGUAUCAACAGAAAGCUAAAGCCACCGUUGAAUAAAUCACCGGUAGAAGGACCUCAUUUGCAAUUGGCGUCCCCUCCUGGCAGAGGAAAAAUACGAGCAGCACCAAGUCCGACGCCCCCGUCGCAUGUACAUUCGACACGUCAUCAGUCGACGUCGGACGAAGACAAUAACGCGUUCGAUGAUAAAGAGGAGAUAUAUUAUUAUCAAGACCACAACACAUUCAUUCCGGCGUCCAAUCGCCGCUUAGUGGUAUUGCAAUACCUGGAUCUUGACUUUGAGACGGAAAACUUCGGCUCUUCAACGUUACCACCGGCGCAGUCGCCGCCGAAUUCGACACCGUACAAAACCGUGGACUUCCUUAAGACCGAAGCUUUUAAUCGCACUCGGCAGCGGGUGGAGGAAGAGAGAAAACUAUGCUCGGACGAAUUAGCGUAGAGAGGAAGUUUGUAUUAUAUAGAAGGUACCAUAGAUAGAUCAUAAAGUUGUUAAAUGAAUUAAGAAGUUUGAGUAAGGAAUUUUCUGCUAUGCGUUGUAUAGAUGAAAGAGAAGUAAGUCUUUCCUGUUGUAAGCAUUGGCAUAACGCGUUAGGGUUUGGUACUGCGCGAGGAAAAGUAUUCCUCUCGAAUGAAAGACUGCAACAUCAACGCAGUACUUACCGAAAGACAGCGUCUACUGCUUUUGCAAAGUAUGUCCUUUUAUCCUAUAUAUAGCGGCAGUCCGCUUCAGAAAUUGGCUAUGCAGUUAGAAGAGGCAAUCGGAUAUAGAAGCGUUGUAUAGCGAUAUAAACUGGACCAAAAAUGUAAUAGGUAUAUAAAGUGAACGGCAGAGCGACGAGCAAGAAGAUUGCUUGCAUUGAGAAAUUCCUUCGGACGAGAAAAUUUUUCAUUUAAAUAAGUGAAGUAUUAUCCAAAUUGUAAAGAUUCUUAUUUGGGUACAAUUAUGGUUUUACAUAUAUUAGUUUUAUAUAGUUAAAAUAGCGCGCGAGGCAUUUUCAUCGUCAACUACGUGCAACGAAUAAGUCUAUAGUAUUGCUCGUUUUAAGAUAUCCUAUUUUUUAGCAUGUUAAGAAAAUGAAUAUAUAAUAUUUUUUUAUCGCGUCGCGACGCGCGCAAUUUGUUUCACCACGGCAGAACUGGAGGAUUUAUGAUAUAUAUACAUUUAUAUAUCACAGAAAUAGUUGGUUACUGCAUUAACAGGGUUGCACUGCAAAACAAUACCAGAUUUUAACACACGUUGCAUGGAUUCUUUUUGUUGGGAUCUAGUCUAAUAUAUUGCACGCCUUGAUUACAAUUUUAUAGAAAUUGACCAGAAAAUGAUCUUGAAUUUUUACCAUUUUACAUUUUAAUUAUUUCCUCACGAAACAUUUGUAGUAGAAUUUUAAUGAUUAUUUGGAAACUUUGCAAUAUAAUUAUUGCAACUGUUAGCCGAUAUCAGGGAUGUAAUUGCCUUCGGAAUAAUCGGGAUAUGAAAAUGUG
Molecule: messenger RNA, 3745 nt
Organism: Linepithema humile (Argentine ant)
Lineage: Eukaryota; Metazoa; Arthropoda; Insecta; Hymenoptera; Formicidae
Gene: dos
Product: daughter of sevenless
Biological process (GO): signal transduction
Cellular component (GO): cytoplasm
Molecular function (GO): signaling adaptor activity
Source: RefSeq, a predicted model, not a curated record